Molecule: messenger RNA, 4004 nt
Organism: Xiphophorus couchianus (Monterrey platyfish)
Lineage: Eukaryota; Metazoa; Chordata; Actinopteri; Cyprinodontiformes; Poeciliidae
Exons: 6
Coding region: 955-2127 (390 amino acids)
Source: RefSeq, a predicted model, not a curated record
UUAUGUCGGCCUGUUUAUGUAGAUCCCUACUAUAAAACAUCUAUAAAACUUUUAAAUUGAUAGAUGUACAUUUCUGCUGUUAGCUGUAUAUGGGAGUAUGAAGGUACUGAUGGGGUGUCAGAGUAGCUGCGGCUGUGAUUGUGAAGAAUUGUUGAGCUCAAAGGAAUUUAGUUUUAUUAGCUACAAUUAAGAUUUUGGUCAUUUAAAAAUGCUAUUGGAAACAUAUUUUUUAAAAGUUUGAUAUUUUUAAGGUACUACAGUUGUGUAAGUAGUGAUUUAAGUAUAAUACUAAUGAAUGUAUCGUGUAUCUUAUCCCUGGCUAUUAUUAGGAAUGAUAAAAUGUACCUGUAGCACCAAAGAUUUGUGGGGAUGGGUUGUUAUAGAAGGGUGAACUGAGUAACUUGUUGCAGGGUUUAUUUUACUCACACUAAUGGCACAAUCUAAGAUUACAGGAGUUUCAUUAGCUAUUAAAAGUCGUAAAUACAGUGUAUAGCUCUUUAAUUUAUAUUUCCAAAUGUUUAAGAGUUUAUGACUAGGGAUGAAUUACCAAUAAGUCUAAAUUUGAUUUGUUGUACCAAUGACUUAUUGGUACUAAGGUGAAGCUGCAAGUUUGUUUGUCUGAGUGGUGAUGAUCUAUACAUGUUUGAUCAUUGAGUUUUAGAGUGUGUUGUUCUGGUUUCUAUGUAAAAUCAUGUUUUUUGCUGUUUUUUGUGACUAAAGAUAAGCUUUAUUUAUUUUAUCACUUAAUUCCCGUUCUUGUUGUAUAAUCACAUCUGGCAUAGCAAUAAUAUUAUUAAUUACAUUCAAGAAAAACAAACACAUUCACAAACAUGGGUUAUUGUAUUGUUGGUAUUUCACUGUUCCCUCUAAACAUUGCUUUAGACUUUUGUCAAGGUCAAGAUACUGAAUUAUAGAUUUUUUUUGCUUUGCUUUUUUUCCUUCACAGCCCAUACCAUGGCGCUUCCAGCAGAUGGAUCCCCAGCGUUGGAGGGACUUCCAGACAAUGGUAAGGAACACGGUAAGUUGUGUUUACAUGAAGCCGACACACCAUCAAAACUUAGUUUUGAUAGCGUGCUUCCUUCCAGUUUUAUACUUGGAUCUGGACUUGACAAACAGGAAGAGCCAAUUUUGCAUCCAGAGGACUCCAGACCUAUCGGUGCCCUACAACAUCAUCAGGUAGGUUUGAAAGAGGACGCGGCUUCUUUGACUUCUGGCCACGCCAGGAGCACUACACAGAAGGCGGAUUCUGCGAAGGAGGACGACCCACCAUAUAAGAUUAGUUUUGGUACCGUGCUUCCUUCCACCUUUAAAUUCACAUCUGAACUUGACAAAAAGCAAGAGCCCGAUAUGCAUCCUAUCAGUAUCUCGCCACAGCCUAUGGCAGUUUGGAAAACUUUAGUGGAGUCUUUGCCUUUUGACCUCAUCACAAGAACUACAAAGAAGGUGAAUGCUGAGAAGGAGGAUGACCCAUCAUCAAAGCCUAGUCAUCAGGUAGGUUUGAAAGAGGACGCGGCUCAUGAGACAUCUGUGACUGGCAUUAAUGGAAAGAGGACAAAGGACAGUGAUGCUGAAGAGCAGCCCCCAGCCAAGAGGACCAGGGACACUGUUGCUAAAGCGGACCCCCCUGCCAAGAGGACUAAGAUCUCUCUUCCUCCAAGGGGUGACCUUUUCGCCAAGUUCCGCCCUGGCGCAGAGGACCCCGCCAAGAGGACCAACCAUAGCGAUGAGGUCUUUAAAAUCAUCCUUGAUCGGGUGGCAUGGAGAUGUGAAAAAGAAUGGGGGGACAAGGCCCAUCCAUCAAGCUCUCUUUUCUAUCCCCACUGUAGGAGGAAAUUUGAAGAACCCAUUCAGGUUCUCCCUGUCCUCAGUCUCUCACCAAGGAUGUCGUGUGAGGAUCCUUUUCUCUCAUCCCCUGACUCCAGUCCCUUGCCUUUGACGCAUUGUGAAGAUCCCAUUUUGUCACCCCGUGUUUUCAGUCCCCCACCACAGAUGCCAUGUGAGAAUCCCACUCUGUCACACAUAGAAGAGGAACAGAUACCUUCAACAUCUGGUGGAAUUACAGCAAGAGGGAGUUCCAGACACAAGUGGUUUAGACCUAACUACGCCUUGUCAAGUGACUCCAAUUAGAUUGGGAUCUGUAAAAAACUGAUGACCUAUUUGGGAAGUCACAUUAGGACAUCAUCAUUUCUGUUGUUUUUUACUAAAGCCAAUGGCUUUCUAUCAAGCUUGUGGAAACCUUAGGUAGCGCCUUGCACCGGGGUUUUUCUUUAUUCCAAAUCUGGAUUUAGCAUUUUUCAUGUUAAGGAUUCUGGAAAAACUGAAGAAACCUUAAGUAGCGCCUUGCACCGGGUUUUCUUCAUCUUUGUCUUUUCCUCUCAACUUCCCCAUGUUUCAUAGUGUAAUAGUGGCUCUUCCCCACACAGUGCUCUCUGCCAUAGUAAAUUAUUCUAUCCUGUUCCCCCACUAAUCCACUCUCCCAAGUUUUCAAUCUUUCAGGUUUUAGCUGUUCAUUGCUGGAUCCUUUCGCCGUUGUCCAUGUGGUUCCUGUGCUUCUGGACCUCUUGUUUUUCACACUGCUUGUUGGAUAUCCUCCGCCUGUAAACCUCCACCUUCAGCACCACCAGUGAGAUGGAGGACAUAAGAGAACCCUGUUGACCAAAAAAGUAAGAAAACUUAUUUUCAUUUUAAAUAUGGAUGAAAUUGAGGUCAAAUUGUUCUUCUUUCUGUCCAAAUAUAUUCUGUUUGUUAACCCCAUUGUCUUUUCUCUUUAUUUCAUUUCUCCGUCAACUCAUGUCACAUGACAUGAGUUGACCAACAAUUAAAGAAGAAGACCAGCUCCAUCUGCUGAUCUACUGGUCGUAACAGAUUGUGGAAAAGCAUCACUCAGACAAGACAACAACAGUGGGCCAAUCAGGAGAGCGAAGACACAGAGGACUGAGGACUAAAACAAAUAAACAAAGGCUGCCAAAAAAAAGCAGGCGAUCCAGUGGCCCCAGGUUUACACACCAUCUGUUAGUACUAAAUUCAUUUUUUACAACCUGAACUUUUCAGCCAUUUUAUAGUUGAGCUUAUUUUCUUAAUUAUUCAAGAAUCUUGGUUUUCAUUCCUGUUAGAUCAUAAAAGCGAAAAAUAAGCAGAUUUUAAUGUCCAAAAAGUUUAUUUACAGUGAGCAAUGAUCAAACACUUUCAUACAUACAGUGCAGUAAACUCUCAGCUGUUUUGUUAUUUUAUUUGCACUUUGUUUGUGACCCCUGAGGUGGAUGCAGACACUGUGAGGGUGAGUUCUUGAGAUUUAAACAGUUUGACCUCCUAAUGCCUGUCUGUGCACUUCCAUGAUUUUUACUGGGACAUAUGUAUUUGUUUGCUUCAAAUGUUUUGUUCCUUGUAUUUUUUGUGCAUAGAUUCCUAAAUUAGAGCCCUGACAAUUGAACGAUCCAAAGCGUUUGUGUCUUUGGGAGCAGGUGGAGUGUGUCGUUUUCCAGAAGAGUGAUGUGUGUGUGGGCAGGAACUACAGUGACUUUACUCCUCAGGUCACACUGAGAGGCGCCUUAUGUGGUUCCGUGUUUCUGGGAGUUUGCUCACCACACCAACCAGAUCAGCCCGCCGUACCGCGGGCGCACACUCUACACCGGGGGAAGCUACUCCAGCUGCUCAGUUCAGAUUCAGGGUGUGAAGCUGGGCGAUGCGGGCCAGCAUCACUUCAGGUUUGAGACAAACCAACCGCUGGGGAGAUGGACCUCACCUGACACCAUUACUCUGGAUGUAGCAGCUCGACUCUGCUGUCUAAACAUCAAUGACUCUGGAAGUGGACAGCGAGGUUUCUGGUGCCUGGCUGGAGACGAGAUUCUGAUUCUUUAAGUGCCAAAACAAAAUAUCAGAAUAAAUAGUUAGAAGGUAGAUUUGUUUUCUCUUCAUAAUUGUUUUCAUUAUUGAUGGUCCACGACACAAAAUCCAUCAGUGCUGUAACUAUGAGUUUAAUAAAAUGUUCUUCUUUCAAUCUCUUA